Messenger RNA from Clunio marinus, 3782 nucleotides. The record is from the annotation of a GenBank genome assembly. Lineage: Eukaryota; Metazoa; Arthropoda; Insecta; Diptera; Chironomidae.
AUUCGUAGCCGAUAUAAGAAAGGAUAAUGAAUGGUCAAAAUCAGCAUAUACCGUUCAACAAUCAAAUGAUUCAAUCAACUAUUCAUCAUCAUCCUCCUGUGAUGUCAAAUCAUGUCUACAAUGGAAAUAUUCAGCAAAAUAUAAUUCCAAGCAAUUUCAUUGGGAACCAGAAUCAAUUAUAUGCACCUUAUAAUCAUAUUAUUAAUGGCCAACGACAUGUUUAUGCUCCCGUCAAUCAUUCAAUGGAGAAUUCAUGGAAGAAUAAUCAGCCAAGAUUCAUUCCUCCCGAAAUGAACAGAAAUGUGAUUUACAAUCCGCAAUCAAAUUAUUAUAUAAAUCAAUAUCAAAAUUCACCCAAUCGAGUAACUGAGACUCCCUUACCGUUGCCAAUCGAAUGUACUCUUGGACCCGAAACACCGUCACCGAGUCUUCCUUCAACAUCGCCUCCAAUAGACGAAAAGCCUUUUGACACUGGUGAACUUAUGAGGAUGACUUUUAUUGAUGAAAUGAAUCAUGAAGCUCCUUCAACAAGAAAACAAAGCACAGAUUCAGUGAAUUCAGGAUCUAGAAGAACUCGAAGAACAAAAGCUCAAAUUGCUGCUGAUCGUAAUGAUCAAAUUACGAAAGAUUCAAUUCGUUGUCGAGUAUAUCUUGAAAAACUAUUGGUAAACAAAGGAUUAAAGUCGAUGAGAAUUUUCCGUGGAGAAAAUGGAAAAUAUUUCUACAGUUCAAAUCGUCUGCCGCGUGUUCAUAGAAUGAAGAAAGUUCCAAAAGCUUUCCUUGAGAUUGUCAACAUUGGAUACAUGAGAACACAACAUGGAAUCAUACAAUCGUGUCUACAUGUUUGUCGUUUUAAGACUUAUGAUUACAAAAUAUUUCAUGAACAUUUGCAAAAGCAUGAAAUGUCAAAUGAGGCUUUGAAGGAAGGAAGUUGUAAUGUUUGCAAGCAAUCAUUUCCUGAACAUUCGUUGAUGGCUGAAUAUAAGCAUAUGCUUGUUACUCAUAUCAUGCCACUAUUGCGAAAUAAGAAGGAUGUUCAAGAAAUUCUUUACUCCAAAAUUAAAGGAGAUCUUUCUUCAGAAGAUGAUGAAGAAUCAGAAGAAGAGGAAGAAUCAAAUUCUUUAGAUGCAUUACCUCAGAAUGCAUUUGAAGCUUUGCUUGCUAUCUCAGGAGCACUUGAUGAUGAUGAUGACGAAGAUUUUCAAAAGAGUCAUGAUUCAAAUGAUCCCGAAUUUGAUCCAAAUGAAAUAAAUGACACAGAUGACGAUGUUUCAAACUUUGAUGAUGAAGAAGCUGAAUUGAGUGAUAAAGAAGAACCUGAAUUGACUGAUAAAGAAGAAACUUCAUCUGAUGAUGAUAAACUUGAUGAUCAACCCUUGAGUAAGAGAUCAAGAAUGAAUGAUAAAAUGAGAAAAGAAAAUAAGAAAAGUAAACGUUCAAAAUCUAAAUCGAAAAAGCUUCGCAAAAAAUCAGAAACAAAGCCUGUAAUAUUGCCAAAGAAAAGACGACGAAUCUUAUCUGAUUCAUCUGAAGGAAGUGCUUCAAAUCAAACUGAGGAUAGCAAUAGUAAAAAAUCAGUUCCUAAAAUUACGAUUAAAAAUUUGCAAUCCAACAAUUCAAAGAAAAUCGUCGUAAAUUCUCAUGAAAAACCAAAAAAGCGUUCAUCGAGUGAUUCCAAAUCAAAUUCUGAUGAAAAAAAAGAAGACGAUACAAUCCAAGAGAUGGCGCUGCAAUCUGUAAAGAGGAAAUUGGAAGAUAAACAAAAUAACAACAAAACUGAAUGUUUAUCAUUACAAAAGCUAGACAAAACGAUCUCAAAUCUAUCAGUAGAAUCAAAAGAUGCUGAUUUUUUCGAAAGCAUUCCAACACCUCUCGCUGAGAAAAUCAAAAACCAGAAAUUUUCGGAGAAGAGUCAAGAUAUCCAAACGAAACAAAAGAUUUCUCAGCUACCUGAUACUUUACGUUCAAUGAAAACUUCAUUCACUAACAAGAGUGAUGAAAAUUAUGAAAAAGAUAUUUUAAAAUCUCCAAAGAAGAGUAAACGUGAUGACCAUCAGGAUCCUUGUUGUUCUAAAAGCUUGGAUAAGAUGACUGAUGAAGAAUCGCUUUUCAAACCAUUGAAAGAAAAGAAAACUAAUGGUCAGAUUCCAACUGCCAAAAAAAGUCGAAAUAAUAAGAAAAAAACAGCAAAUUUACGAAGCUGUGCAUUGGAAACUUCACAGAAAGUCGGAAUUGUGGUUUAUAAAGAUUCUGUCGAAGAUACAAAGGAAGAUUCAAAUUCAGCAGAAAGUUUAAAUUUGGAUGAAUUUUUUAACAAAGAUCUAGACAUGCUUGAGAUUCCGAAAUGUUUUGUUAAUUUAGAAAAAGAAGAAGUUCCUGAUAAAAAUAAGCACGAAACGAUUUUAUUGGAUGGAUCUGAUGAGAGACUAAGUCUCAUUCCAGUGUCAGAUGCAAUAAUUCAGGAACCUAAAAGAAAACUCAAAAAACUUUGUGAUUUAUAUCCGUGGGUUGAUGAUAACGUUAGCAAGAAAUGGAAAAAACUUAAAAAAACCAAAGAAUCUCUACUUAAAAAUGAAUGCAUGUAUUCAGUUUACAAAUGCAUGAGCCAAUGCUGUUCUUACUUCACAAUUGAUUUUCAAGCAUUCAAAAAACAUUUAACGACUCAUGUGAAAGACGACAAAUAUUUUCUCUGCAGUUCAUGCCUUCAUGAUGAGAAAAAUCCUGCAGACUUAAUCGAACACAUAGAAACAUUUCAUAAGUUUGAUUGUUUCCAAUGCAACAAAUGCAUGUACCGAUCAUCUGAAGUUCUUUACGUUGUCAUUCAUCAAAAGAAAUUUCAUGGCAUUAAUCAGAAAAAAAAAGACACCGAAAACAGUUUAGUUAUCAUUAAUGGUUAUGGAGCUACGAUGGACAAACACAAGACAGAGAAGAAUGCAGCAUUAGGAAAACUCUCUAAAAAAAUCGAGAAAUUGAUGAAAGCUUUUAAAUGCAAAUUUUGCACAAAAUCUUUUUAUACUCACGAGCUGUUGAUCAAACAUUUGAUGGAUGAAAGUUCGGAACAGAAAGAUAAAUCUGAAGAAAUUAAUCUUGAGAUUGAAGGAAUUAAGAAAAGCAUCUCUCAGGAAAUGUCAGAAUAUGGAACGUAUCAAUGUUUAUACUGUAGUGAUGCUUUUGAGAAAAAAGAUAAUAUCAGGGAACAUCUUUCAGAAAUUCACCCUCAAAAAUUCUUCUAUGCUGGUGAAAGAAUGAAAAGCAAUUCAGAUUCAUCUUCAAAACCUAUUCAAGUAAUUUCAGUGCUAGAACCGGGGGAAUUAAACCACUGUAAGGUAGAAAAGUGGAGAAAAGAUUUAAAACUCUUAACAAAUGAUGAAUUUGAAGAUAUCAAACCAAUUUCAACUCUCAAGAUUGAAAAUUGCUACACAAUUUCUUCCAACUUAAAAAAGAGUUAAAUAUUCUUGAGAUUGUUAAAUAUUUGUAAUUAAAACAUUUUAAAUAAUCUUCUUUAUCCCAAAUGAUCAAAAGAAGCGAUCGAAGAUCUCUGUUAAAAUCAAAGAAAUUUCUUGUGUUUAAAAUCUUUCGUACGAAAUUUUAAUGCAUUGACUUUCAUGACAAAUUUUGUUAGAUAAGUAAAAAGUAAUUUUAGAUCGUUGUAGAAUUAAAUAUUAAACCCCGCCUUAUUUUAUAAAUAAAAAGACAUUUUUGUUUCAAAGAAAAUCGAAAGAAAAUUUAAAACUUUUUUAUUUAAUAUUUUAAAAAUUGUUUUCAGUUCCAUAAGAAUUGCA